AUGAAUAAAGCACUGAGGUCCAAGCAGCUACUUGACGCUUGGAAGAAGCUGCAAUUGAGUUACUACGGUGGCAAGUACUCCAUCCACCGACUACUCGCCUUGGAGACGUACGCACAGUCGACAUCACUAGUCCACGGGUUGCUCGUGUGCAUUUGGACGCCACUCCCGAUGGCUGCGCUGGUCUUUCUAUUCGAAUCGCUGCCACUUUGCGACCCCAAAGACGGAUGGCAAGCAAACUAUGGCUUCUGGAUACGAGUCGCUAUCGUGGUCUUUGUAAUCGCCCAAACAUCUACAGGUGAAGCGGUUUACUUCAUCGACAACUUCAAUAUCUCUUCGCGCCAACUCACAUCGCUAUCGGGGGGUAUCGCUGUCAUCUUCACGGCCUGCGCUAUGGCCAUCUCGGCGGGCACGAUCUUCCCCAUCCCAUUCCUCAUAUUGGUGCUGACUCCUGUCUACAACAUUAUCCACAUUAUUCUGUUUCGAGUCAUACUGGGCGCUCAAAUGCUGCGCCAACUAUUCGCACAACGCAAGCAGCUCAUCCAGUACACGAACUUCUUACACGCACAGAUCAUGAUGAUGUUCGUGUAUCCGAUCUACGAAGUGUUGUUCCGCUUUGUUGAAGGAUCGAAUUUCCAGCUUCCAGUGAUUUUGUUGCUGCCUUCUGGAUCUGUGCACCGGGAUCUAAUUCUGGAAGUUGAAUCGGUAAUGCUUGGUACGAUUAGCAACACGUGUUGA
Molecule: messenger RNA, 735 nt
Organism: Phytophthora sojae
Lineage: Eukaryota; Oomycota; Peronosporomycetes; Peronosporales; Peronosporaceae
Exons: 1
Coding region: 1-735 (244 amino acids)
Source: RefSeq, a predicted model, not a curated record